This is a messenger RNA of Euleptes europaea (tarantolino), 1867 nucleotides long. RefSeq names its product retinoic acid induced 2 (gene RAI2). Gene Ontology annotation, biological process: animal organ development. Lineage: Eukaryota; Metazoa; Chordata; Lepidosauria; Squamata; Sphaerodactylidae. The coding region runs from base 147 to 1808 and encodes 553 amino acids. Gene Ontology annotation, cellular component: nucleus. The record is from RefSeq and is a predicted model, not a curated record. The transcript is spliced from 2 exons.
CCAUGGAGCCCAGCUAGGGCGAGGCGAGCCGGAGGGACCCGGGCCAGAUAGUGUUCAUGUGGAUGCUUGGGCAGCCUGGAGAUAAAGUGGAUGCUGGUGACAGCUAUGUAAGCUAAAAUACUGCCAAGCCUUGGAAAUCCUAUAAAAUGGAGGAACUCUAUAAGGACACACAAAACCUGCCCAUGGAUGUUACCAAUUCUCCUUCAGCGAUAGCUAACAACAAGCUUGAAAAUGGAGUUGCCCAGCUAAUAACCGCAGAAGCAUGGAAUAUCAAUUCAGCUGACCUGAUGAAGAAAGCACUUUCGCCACUGGUGACUGUUCCUGCCCCAUCGAUAUUGACACCACCAGCGGAGUCACAGAGUGGUGUCGCUCUCAAGGUAGCGGCCACAGUGCUUCAGCCCAUUUGUUUAGGGGACAGCCCUGUUGUUCUGCCAAUACAUCUGCAAGUAGCAGGAAGCGCUGCUCCUCAGAUUGCUCCUGCCAGUAAUACUCCCUAUGUCAUGACAACACAAGGCCCAGUUCCCUUGCCUCUCCUCUUAGAGCAGCAUGUCUUUCAGCAUUUAAAUUCUCCACUGGUGUUACCUCAAAGUUCCCCCUGUGGCCCCAAUCCCAUCCACGGUAAUCUUUUCCAGGGCUCUUCUGCCCCAGUUGGACAGCCACAGCUCUUGGAUCACAAGCCUUCCAGUCAGACUCAGGAGCAUGUCUUGCCCCCUGUGUUUCAGACGCCGGGGUUUGCUGCGGUUCUGCAGGAUCUCUUUCCUACCCAAGGCACCUUAGGUUCAUCGCCUUAUCAGCCACCACCUGACUGCUCUUCUGUCCCUACACAGCCCUUCAGUUCCCCUUUGUCUCCCCUGGUUCCCCCAGCUACACUUUUAGUACCAUACCCUGUUAUUGUUCCUCUGCCCGUCCCUGUCCCUGUCCCUAUCCCCAUCCCUAUCCCGGUGCCCCAUAAUGCAGAAUCUAAGGCCAACAUGGAUCGCCCCAAACCAGCGUCUUCAUUUAUAUUGCAUUCCUGCAAAGGCACCCAGACUCCCUUGGAGAAGGAAGAAACUAAACCAUUUGAUUUCAUCCACCACAGGGAGCUUUCCCAGCUGACUCGACACACUGUCAUCAAGAUGAGCAAUGAGAGUGAGGUCCUUGAUCUGUCCAUGAAAACGGCACCUUUCCUGAAGGAAAGUGAGGACAGUUCCCAGCACUCACCUGAAGAUGGUGCCCUGGAUCUAUCAAUUGGUUCCUGUCGGAAGACUGGAAGUGCUGAAUUUACAAGUACCAUUUGGUCUGGGUCCAUGAUGGAUAACACUGUUCAUUCUGGAGCAGAUAAACUUUCUCGUGGUGCUUCUCCCUUUGCUCCUUCAAAACCUCAUGAAGCCCCAGCGAAGGCUGAGAGUAGAGGAAUCAGCAGCAACUCCUCUGAACUCCUGAGACAGCCGCCGCCCAAGUGGCUGGUGGAUCAGACUAGUAUACCAUGUGAGCCCUCCGCAGGUAACAACAUUGAGAUUAUGAGCACUUCACAGACAGCCAAAGUGAUAGUCUCCGUCAAGGACGCAGUACCUACUAUUUUCUGUGGCAAGAUUAAAGGCCUCUCGGGAGUUUCCACAAAAAACUUUUCCUUCAAAAGGGACAUGCCCCAGGACUCAGGGCUGCAGUGUUAUGAUGUGAAGAACCAGCCAGACACUCGGGAUAAUGCAGAAGCUCUUAGGAAACCCAUCAAAAACAGAAGCGUCAAGUUAAAGAAAAUGAACUCGCAGGAAAUACACAUUCUUCCAAUCAAAAAGCAGAGGCUUGCAGCCUUUUUCCCAAGAAAGUAAUUUAUGAAGUUUUAGAAUGUUUAAGGUAUAAUUAUUAUGAAUAAAUAAAUGCACUUCAU